Molecule: messenger RNA, 1049 nt
Organism: Ruditapes philippinarum (Manila clam)
Lineage: Eukaryota; Metazoa; Mollusca; Bivalvia; Venerida; Veneridae
Exons: 6
Coding region: 260-1018 (252 amino acids)
Source: RefSeq, a predicted model, not a curated record
AAAUAGGAAUUACCACACAAUUGCUGUCUGACCAUUAACAGCAAAUAUAUUACUUGAUGAAACGAAUGUAACUAUUACUGAUGGAACAAGUGGUUUAAUGAUUUUUGGUUUCAUAAUCUGAAUUAUAUUCCCCCAUUUCAAAGUCAAGUCCUGUGAACUGAAAGGUUUAACUUCCUUAUUGCCUGAACCUGUAUGUAUAAAACUGAAUUGUAAAGAGUAAAGCAUAAAAGAGCGGGUGUUCACUCUGAGAAGGGUGAAAAUGACUCCGAAAUUUUUCGGAAUACAUUUUAGUGUUUUAGUGAUCUGUAUGUUUAUAACGGUAGGGAAGUCACAAUGGAGAGGAAACACAGAGUCUUAUAAAGAAUGGGAGCAGAGCACAUGUAGCUAUUGUAUUUGCCGGUAUUCAGGUUAUUGUGCCCUGUGGAGAAAUGUCACUUGUGAUUCUUUAGUGACUAAAUACAGGUGUUUAGGAGGAUGGAGACAUAAUGGGGAUAACAACUGUAAUAUCCCAAUAUGUAAGCCGGACUGUGGAUCAGUUGGAGAGUGUAAAGCCCCUGGUAAAUGUGACUGCAAAGGCCAGGCAGAAGGUCAAUAUUGUCAGACAUUGGUAUGUUCUUAUGCUAGUCCAUGUUACCCAGGAAACUGUUAUAAAAAAAGCUUAUGUAAGUGUAACCGUGGAUUCACAAAGGAAAAUUCGACAUCGGAAUACGGCUGUUUACAAAUUGACACAAACAACAAACCGUACAUUGGUAAAUCAACAAGUGUCAUAGAACACACUAGAAAAACUGAUAAUAAAUUCCUUUUCUACUUCUUGUUGGACGGCACGGAUGAGUCAAUACGCAAUCGUACUGUUUGGAGUAAUCAAAGGGUGUUUAACAUCAUGCAUUUCAAAUUCGAGGUUAGCUACAAGGCACCAGAACCUCUGGCUGAAAGACCGGUUUAUGUUCAUAAAACAGCAGUUGGUAUUACGGAGGGGAAAGUUUUACUUCGAGUUCUAGAUUACAAAAAUGGUAUAUAAGAUUCAAUCAUUGUUUCUCUUUAAAUAUUGC